AUGAAUUGCCGGCCGCGAUGGCGGCUAGGGUACAAUAAGGUGCAUAUCGAUACCUGCCGAAGCCGCAAACAUCUCGGCAGCAAGCAAGAGAAGCUUGUUCGAGAUAAAGGGGUCCGUGUUGUUACGAUCCUGCAUUGUCAAGCGUUUGACGGCAUGAGGGCGCCAGACAGAGAGGGUGCAAGCGCGGCUGUUGAUGGGACGCUGAAUGGUGUGCAGUCGAUCGCCUCGUUUGCCCCCCUUCGCUUAACGUCGAACUGCAGCAGACCCGCAUUUGGCAGAACAGGCUACCGAACACAGAAGCUGCACUUCAUUACUCUUCCCUGCCCCGUCACCUCGACGCUGGCUCGCCUUAUCGGACCUACGCCGACUCAUCCGAAGGCACCUAGCCUCUCCUCCAAGCUGCCGUUGCGCAUUCUUGCAAACGUUGCACUGAAGAACGGCCAUGUUUUCGCAGUGGAGGAGUAA
Messenger RNA from Pseudozyma hubeiensis SY62, 465 nucleotides. Its product is annotated as pentalenene synthase. The transcript is spliced from 2 exons. Lineage: Eukaryota; Fungi; Basidiomycota; Ustilaginomycetes; Ustilaginales; Ustilaginaceae. The record is from RefSeq and is a predicted model, not a curated record. The coding region runs from base 1 to 465 and encodes 154 amino acids.